AUGGCCCGGGAAGCGCCUGGGACCGCCUCACCCGCCCUCUUUUCUUUCUCCCGCAGCCGCGUCUGCUCCAACCGGCACGGACUCAUCCGCAAGUACGGCCUCAACAUGUGUCGCCAGUGCUUCCGCCAGUACGCCAAGGACAUCGGCUUCAUUAAGUUGGAUUAAAAUGCCUGUCUACAGAAGUGGUUUGAGGCAACUGGCAAGCUGGAAUAUAUGGCUGGAUGAACUGUUCUUGCUAUCCUUACCAUCAUUGAGAGUUGUCCACUCAGACUCUCAAAUAUUGUAGUUUCUGUUUGUUAAUGCUGAAGUGUUAAUUAUGUGACAGUCAUAUUUAACACAGCUUGAUAUCUGAAGCUUUUUUGGUUUCCUUUGAUUCUUUAAUAAAAAACAGUCCUCAAAUGUAUUUGAGAAGAAACCAG
Molecule: messenger RNA, 419 nt
Organism: Thamnophis sirtalis
Lineage: Eukaryota; Metazoa; Chordata; Lepidosauria; Squamata; Natricidae
Source: RefSeq, a predicted model, not a curated record